AUGGCUCAGUGCCUCGACAACUUUCAUCAGUACAAAGACAUUUUCAUCGAGCUUGAGGCAUGCAGUCCAGGCCACUUCAACAUCCUGAAAAUUCACUCAAUGCAACAUUACGUCGCCCUUAUCAGGAUGUUUGGCAGCACAGACAGCUUCCACAUUGAAUCACCCGAACAACUCCACAUCGACUACGCGAAGAACGCCUGUCGAGCGUCAAACAAGAAGGACUACACAGUACAAAUGACAAUAUGGCUUCGUCGUCGGGAAGCCAUAGACAGAUUUACCCUCUACCUCAACUGGGCACGGAAUGGCUCCUACAAGAUUGACAAAGACACCUCUCACCCCCCACCCACCUCCAGCACCAGAGACACGAACGACGAUGGUGGUGAUGAUGACAAGGCCAUCAUUAUCUCCAAAGCAGCUCCCACUUCUGCCAGCAUCCCAUCUCCUGCUGUAAAUGCAUACUCAGUUGCAUUGCACCACCCAGCUGCUCUUCAAGGCAUCCAGGUUCCUCGAGCUUCGACCUCUUCAAAUGCCUCUCGUUCAUUCUUCAAGAAAUCCCUCAAGCCAGCUCUAACAGUCCUAAAAACAUCAUUUGAGCAACACCACCUGUUCCCACACGUGGCCGUCAAUCAGCUGAAGGUGCACAUAUGGACUUCGCUCUCAUAUGCACUGGGGAACGGAAUGAGAAAACUGAAGGCACACCGCUUCAAGAUCUCUACGCAAUGUCGCUUUGAGAUUGUAAUGGUGUUGACAGAUGAGGAUGCUUCUUUGGGCAAUGUAGGCAACUUGAUUUUGAGGGCAGAUGUUGGUUGA
Laccaria bicolor S238N-H82 is the source of this 810-nucleotide messenger RNA. RefSeq lists its product as uncharacterized. Lineage: Eukaryota; Fungi; Basidiomycota; Agaricomycetes; Agaricales; Hydnangiaceae. The transcript is spliced from 4 exons. Bases 1 to 810 code for a protein of 269 amino acids. The record is from RefSeq and is a predicted model, not a curated record.